Colletotrichum acutatum is the source of this 1611-nucleotide messenger RNA. Its product is annotated as glycosyl hydrolase. The record is from RefSeq and is a predicted model, not a curated record. Bases 1 to 1611 code for a protein of 536 amino acids. The transcript has 2 exons. Gene Ontology annotation, molecular function: hydrolase activity, hydrolyzing O-glycosyl compounds. Gene Ontology annotation, biological process: carbohydrate metabolic process. Lineage: Eukaryota; Fungi; Ascomycota; Sordariomycetes; Glomerellales; Glomerellaceae.
AUGUUCUCCCUCCUUCCAGCCUUGGUGCUAGCGGCCUCUGUGGCCCUAGCCCAGGAUACCACGUUCACGAAUCCUGUCCUGUGGCAGGACCUUGCCGAUUUGGAGGUCAUUCGCGUCAACGACACAUACUACUACACGGCUUCGACAAUGCAUUAUUCUCCGGGAGCUCCCGUGCUCAAGAGUUACAACCUUGUCGACUGGGAGUAUGUGGGACACUCGGUACCUGAACUCGUCUUUGGAGAGGAGUAUUACCUGAAUGGCAGUACCAGUGCCUAUGUAGGCGGAAUCUGGGCGUCUUCUUUGAAGUAUCGGGAAAGCAAUGGCCUGUUCUACUGGUAUGGAUGCAUCCAGUCUGGUGGAAUGAAGACCUGGAUCUUCACCGCGAGUGAUCCAGCAGGACCCUGGACUGCUCAACCGCCUAUCGACGAGUGCUUCUACGACUUGGGUGUACUUGUUGACGACGAUGAUACUAUGUAUGUCGCAUACGGGAGAUAUAAUAUCAGUAUCGCUCAACUCUCACCUGAUGGACUGCAGCCGGUCAAAAACGAGGUUGUUUGGGUCGAUCCAGCGCGGUAUUUGGAAGGAGCGAGGUUCUACCACAUUGGUUCCAGCUAUUACAUCUGGUUGACCAAGCCUGCAGAUGGCCAGCAUGUGUUAAAAGCAGAUAACCCGUGGGGUCCUUACACCAACCGCACAGUUCUCGAUAGAAUGGCGUCCCCCAUUCCGAACUCCGGAACACCUCAUCAGGGCGGCAUUGUAGAUACCGCUGAUGGUGACUGGUGGUAUAUGUCAUUCUUGGACGCGUAUCCGAGUGGCCGCAUUCCGGUUCUGGCGCCGCUGACAUGGGACGAAGAAGGCUGGCCUCACAUCGUUACAGACGAGACCGGGGGCUGGGGCAAGACUUAUCCCAUGCCUGACCAGAUGGAGAAGACGGUAAAGGCAGCUGGAGCGUAUACCGACAACUUCGAUAGCUCUGUCCUCUCAGCCGAAUGGGCUUUCAACCACAACCCAGACAACUCUGCCUGGGAGCUCGGACCGCACGGCCUCACGUUAUACACAGCAACUAUCACAGACGAUUUAUACAGAGCGAGGAACACUCUUGCCCACAGAAUCCAGGGCCCAAAGAGCAGCGGCACUUUCCGACUGAACCUCGGCAACAUGGCUGACGGCGACGUAGCUGGCGUCUCAAUCUUCCGUGACGAGUCAGCUUACAUUGGUUUGCGGAAGGAGGGCGACGCCCUAAAGCUCGUCGCGGUGCAUGAUCUUAUCUUGUCCGAGAGCUCUGGCUGGCAGACUACCUCCAAUGGCACGAUCGUAGCCACAGCCACCGAGUCUGAAGUUGACCUAUCAGGGGUUGCCGACGGUUCUGCCGACAUCUACCUACGCAUAGUCGCAGAUGUGCAUCCGACCUUUGGGGUUGAGGCAGAUAACCCGAGCCAGCUCUUGUACAGCCUCGACGGAGAGAACUUCACUCAGCUUGGACCGGACUACCCGCUCCACAACAGGUGGCAGUUUUUCCUAGCAUUCCGUUUCGCAGUUUUCAACUAUGCUACGAAGUCUCUUGGGGGUUCAGUUGUGGUAAAGGAGUUCACCCUUGAGUCUGCAAAUUAG